AUGAGCAUUGUCGAAGCACCCCAGGCGCUCCCAACGAGGAGCGUCGAGUCCUAUCAUGGGCAGGACGAGGCAGAGAAGGCCAUUCCUGAGAAACCAACGCCCACCGAUGAUCCGUUUGGAAAUGAAGAGAAUGGAGAGGUCAAGUAUCGAGUGAUGAAGUGGUGGCAAUCGGGAAUGUUGAUGGUUGCUGAGAACAUCUCACUCGGUAUCUUGUCACUUCCAUCGGCUGUUGCAACUCUCGGCAUUGUCCCCGCCUUCAUCAUCAUUCUCGGUCUCUCGGCAAUCUCGUGGUACACUGGUCUCAUCAUGGGUCAAUUCAAGUUGCGCUACCCCCAUGUGCACAGUAUGGGUGAUGCCGGUGAAUUGCUCCUGGGCAAGUUUGGCCGAGAACUCUGCUACUGGGGCCAGCUGCUCUUCAUCAUCUUCCUCAUGGCCAGUCACAUUCUGACCUUCACGGUCCUAUUCAACACCAUCACCAACCAUGGCACUUGUACCAUCGUCUUCGGUGUCAUCGGUCUGGUGGUGAGCUGCAUCUGUGCCCUGCCCCGAACCUCGGAGAAGGUGUUCAUCAUGUCCACCGUCUCGGCCGCGAGUAUCUUAGUCGCCACUAUUGUCACCAUGAUCUCAAUCGGUGUUCAGGCACCCGACAAUGUCCAGAAUGAUAUCGUCACCGAUCCCACCUUUGUGGAUGCCUUCCUCGCCGUCACCAACAUUGUCUUUGCCUUCAUCGCCCACGUUUCAUUCUUUGGCAUCAUGUCGGAGAUGCAGGAUCCAGCGGAAUUCCCCAAAUCUCUCGCCAUGCUCCAGGUCGUUGACACGGUGAUGUAUAUUGUGACUGCCAUGGUGAUUUACUGUUACGCCGGGCCUGAUGUCUCCUCGCCGGCUCUCUCUUCGGCGGGUCCCUUGAUGAAGAAGGUUGCCUAUGGACUGGCCAUUCCAACGGUGAUCGUCGCCGGUGUGGUCUUCGGCCACGUCGCCUGCAAAUAUAUUUACGUCCGCAUUUUCCGCGGCGAGCGCGCGCACCACAUGCACGAGAGAAGUCUGCUGGCCACCGGUACCUGGGUCGCUAUCGGUCUGACCACCUGGACCGUUGCCUGGGUCAUUGCCGAGUCAAUUCCCGUCUUCAAUGACCUGUUGAGUUUGAUUAGUGCCCUGUUCGGAAGUUGGUUCAGCUACGGCUUGCCCGCUAUCUUCUGGAUGGUCAUGAACAAGGGUCAAUGGUUCGCUUCGCCCAAGAAAAUUGUUCUUUUCAGUGUCAACGUCAUUAUCCUCGGAUUCGCAUGCACUAUCUGCGGACUGGGACUCUACGUCUCCGGCAAAUCCAUCAACGAAAGCACUUCCUCGGCCAGCUGGACCUGCGCUAGCAAUGCUAUCUGA
Molecule: messenger RNA, 1377 nt
Organism: Penicillium oxalicum
Lineage: Eukaryota; Fungi; Ascomycota; Eurotiomycetes; Eurotiales; Aspergillaceae
Exons: 8
Coding region: 1-1377 (458 amino acids)
Biological process (GO): amino acid transmembrane transport
Cellular component (GO): vacuolar membrane
Molecular function (GO): amino acid transmembrane transporter activity
Source: RefSeq, a predicted model, not a curated record